AUGGCAUCAAAAUACCCCAACACCACCAUCUCAACCCCAGACGAAGCACCAAAACAACAAAAAUGGCUCCACUGGCACGAACCCAACACCUCCCCCGCCGACAAAAAACUCAUCCUCAAACUCGACUGGUUCCUCCUCAGCUUCAGCUGUCUCUGCUUCUUCAUCAAACAACUCGACGGGAACAACGUCACCAAUGCCUACGUCUCCGGCAUGUCCGACGAGCUCGGGUUCGGGCCAGGCAAUGAGCUCAGCUGGAUGAAUACGUAUUUCAACAUCGGGCAGAUCCUGGGCGGUCCGGUGUCGAAUCUUGCGUUGACGGUUGUUCGGCCGCGGUUUUGGUUGCCGGGUUGUUUGGUGGUGUGGUCGGUGUUUGUGCUGUUUUUGUUCAAGUGUGAGAAUGCGGGGGAGUUUUAUGCGUUGCGGUUCUGUAUUGGGUUCUUUGAGGCUGCUGCGUGGCCCGGGAUUCAGUAUGUGUUGGGGUGUUGGUAUAGACGGUCGGAACUGUCGCGGAGGAGUGGGCUGUUCGUCAUGUCUGGGGUGCUGGGGCAGAUGUUUUCGGGGUAUCUGCAGGCUGCGUUAUUCAAGGGGAUGGAGGGGAAGGGAGGGAUGUCUUCGUGGCGGUGGCUGUUCAUCUUUGACUUUAUCCUCGCUAUCCCAGUGGCUUUGUAUGGCUUCAUCUUCUACCCCGACACACCGCAAACGACCGCUGCAUUCUACCUCUCCGACUGGGAGAGAACACGCGCUCGACAGCGCAUCGACGAAGAAGGACGCACACCAGUGGGAAAGCUCGAUCUCAGCGUGUUCAAACGCGUCUUCCAAUCCUGGCAGCUGUAUACAUUCUCCCUCGGAUAUGCGCUGUGGACACUCACGUGUGGCUCAUACGUGCUGCAAUACUUUAGCAUCUGGCUUAAAUCCCUCGACACAUACUCUGUCCCUCAGAUCAACAAUAUCCCCACCAGCAUGAGUGCAGUCAAUCUCAUCUUCAUGCUCUGCACAGGCUAUAUAUCCGAUCAGAUCGGACGACGAGGUCCUGUCUGUUUUGUUGUCGGCUGUAUUCUCACCUUUUCCUUUGCAGUCUUCACCGCGUGGCCGUCUUCAGACAAUCUCAAAAUGGCCGCAUUUAUCAUAUCCGGUUGCUAUGGAUGUUACACGCCCCUGUUAGCUGGCUGGGUGAAUAGUUCCUGUGGUGGUGAUCAGCAGUUACGGGCGUUUGUCCUCGCCUUUAUGGUCAGUGUUGGACAGGCUGUCGUUAUUCCGUUUCAGCAGCUGCAGUUUCCCAGCGGUGAUGCUCCGACCUUCUCCAAAACACAUGGCUGGGUGGGCGGGCUUUGCUUUGUGGUUGUCUUGACGCUAUGGACGGGAUUUGGAAUUGAGGCUGUACAGAGAUGGAGGGCAGAGGAAGAUGUAGAUGAGGUUUAA
Molecule: messenger RNA, 1419 nt
Organism: Aspergillus wentii DTO 134E9
Lineage: Eukaryota; Fungi; Ascomycota; Eurotiomycetes; Eurotiales; Aspergillaceae
Exons: 1
Coding region: 1-1419 (472 amino acids)
Biological process (GO): transmembrane transport
Cellular component (GO): membrane
Molecular function (GO): transmembrane transporter activity
Source: RefSeq, a predicted model, not a curated record